UGUGAGUGCCAAGACAAGCCAAUCAUGGUGGUCGGUAGCUCGUGAGUGCAUGGGAGUGGGAGCUUGUGUGCUUGUCCAUGAAAGAAUGUGUCAAGGCCUCCAAUUUGUAACUACCGAUGUCAUCGUGUCCUUUUAGGCAAACUGCUAAAUCACCCACUCACAUACAGAGGAGCACCCGUUCGAGAGCAUGUUGAAAAGAGUGUGUGUGCAGUCAUGUCUUUCUGUGAGGAAAGCGUAUCUAUUGUCUGGUUAUCGAUUUCAACCUGUGAGACUUCAGCAAGCGUUGGGACACGUGCUGCACAGGCAAAUCAGCAGAUCCUCACAGCUCUUCGUGGGAUCUCAAAACAACAGCUCUGCCUCCAAGGUAUUGGUGCACUUUGUCAAUCAGGACGGUGUGAGGAACAGCGUGACCGUGUCUGAGGGCGAGACCCUGCUGGACGUGGUCAUUAACAAGAACUUGGACAUCAGUGGCUUUGGGGCAUGCGAGGGCACCCUGGCCUGCUCCACGUGCCAUCUGGUGUUCGAGGACCACGUGUUCGAUCGCCUGGAGCCCAUGGUGGACGAGGAGGUGGACAUGCUAGACCUCGCCUAUGGAGUCGCCAAAACAUCUCGGCUGGGUUGCCAGGUGACGGUUGAAGGCUGGAUGGAUGGAAUGACAGUUUAUGUGCCGCAAGAUACCAAAGACCUACGCGAGUCAGCUAAGGGGAGCAAAUAAGGACAUGGCAGUGGACACACACACACUCACACACACGCAGUGUGCAUACACUCACACACACGCACACGCACGCACGCACAUAUAUAUAUACACACACACACACACACACACACCAAAUUAUAAAGUGUCCACAGAAAAAAAAGUUUUCCAGUGAUAAAUAUGUUCAAUUGUCAAAUUUGCUUGAACCUCACUGAACUGUUUGAAUGUCUGUUUGAAUUAUACAUACGUAGCUGACUGUGUAACUGCGGUUUGACUUCAGUGACUGGCAGGGAGAGGGAAUAAUAAAAAAUAGUGUUGUGUGUCGCUCGUGAA
Molecule: messenger RNA, 1027 nt
Organism: Engraulis encrasicolus (European anchovy)
Lineage: Eukaryota; Metazoa; Chordata; Actinopteri; Clupeiformes; Engraulidae
Gene: fdx1b
Product: ferredoxin 1b
Exons: 4
Coding region: 188-715 (175 amino acids)
Biological process (GO): P450-containing electron transport chain
Molecular function (GO): 2 iron, 2 sulfur cluster binding
Source: RefSeq, a predicted model, not a curated record